AUGGCAAAGAUCUAUGCCCCAGAUAUCGACAUGGUCAUCGAGGAAACAAGAAGGACACCAUUUACAAAAAAAGUUGCCAGCGUGAGGCUGAAUCAUGUUGGGAAAUUAAAAUUCCCCGAAAACGCAGGAAACACAGACCCAAAGGUCCACAUACGAGCCUUCCGUCUAGCAAUAUCAAGAGAACACCUCACCGACGACGAAAAGGAGGCCGUACUCAGUCUUCAUAGAAACAAGAGUUACCGAGGCAGAUCUUUGGAAUCUCAAGCAAGCGCCUUUCGAGCCAUUGAGGCGUACAUAAACAAGUUCCGAGAAAUCAAAGCCAAGAUUUCGCAUCCAAACAAAGUCGUCGCUUUGGCAGCAUUGAAAAAUGGCGUUUGGUUCUCAUCCAAAUUCAGGGAAGAACUCGCAAUACGAGCACAUAUCUCGUUGGAUGAUUCCUUACAUCGAGCCUCUCACUUCGCCACCCACGAAGAAGAGGUCACGGCCUUAAAGGAGCAGUAUAGCGCGAACAAGAAUAAUGCAGCCAAAAAUCCAACCGCUCAUAAAGAACCAGCGACCAAAGGGCAACAUUCCUACGCAAUAAACAACUCACCGCAAAAAUCUUCAACAUACGACCUCAGCAAAUAUUGCGCUUUUCAUGACCGCAAAGGUCACUCGACUGAAGAAUGUCUAGCGGCCCUUCGUAGUCAGAACAAAAAUAAAAAAACCAUCGAAGAAACCGGAGAGGAAGAGGAAGAGCCAGUGACUCCAAAACCAAACCAAAAAUCCAAAGUCUCGACGAAUAAAAGAGGAAGGAAAACCGAGCCGGAGUCACCAAGCUCCCCACCACCAGCUUCGAAGAAAAGAGUCAACAUGAUUUCGUGGGGGCCAAACAGCAACACAACCGACGAAAUCAAGAACCAAACCGAAGGAUAUGCAUCGAGGUCACGGUAG
Messenger RNA from Brassica oleracea var. oleracea, 933 nucleotides. RefSeq lists its product as uncharacterized. NCBI's taxonomy places the organism in Eukaryota, Viridiplantae, Streptophyta, Magnoliopsida, Brassicales, Brassicaceae. The coding region runs from base 1 to 933 and encodes 310 amino acids. The record is from RefSeq and is a predicted model, not a curated record. The transcript has 2 exons.